Molecule: messenger RNA, 2172 nt
Organism: Neodiprion virginianus
Lineage: Eukaryota; Metazoa; Arthropoda; Insecta; Hymenoptera; Diprionidae
Product: UPF0047 protein YjbQ
Exons: 3
Coding region: 372-884 (170 amino acids)
Source: RefSeq, a predicted model, not a curated record
UCAGGCACACCAUGCUAUCCUUCCACCGUGGUGCAUGUCAAGUUAAUCGUUAUCUUUUCUAACCUGUCGUAACCUCACGAGUUGAGACACAGUCGUGCAUACUGUAGAUGAAGGAAAAAUAAAUCGAAAUGUGGCUCGUAUUCUCGUCGUCGUAACCACAGCAUCGAAAGUACGAAACGUUGAAUACCUGUAUUCGUUGAUUCCGUUAUCCAUUAAAAGGGAAGAAAAGGAGAUGAAAUCGUUCGUUUUAGUCAGACUAACGGAGAUGAUUACCGCCAAUGUACUAUCGUGAUUUAGUAUUUUAUUUACUGUGUUGUGGUGGGGUACGCUUUCACGAAAUUUGAGUUGCUGCGAUCAGCUGUGCUACGAAUAUGGCUUCAUCGAACAGGGGUAUACAAAUUGGCUCUGCCUGGUUUCAAAAAAAAAUCAACCUCAGACCACAACAUCGAGGAGUCCACUUGGUCACUGAAGAAAUAUUACGACAGAUUCCAGAGCUUUGUCAAUUUUCUGUAGGCCUGUGCCAUAUACAAAUUCUUCAUACGUCCGCCAGUUUGGCAUUGAACGAAAGUUGGGAUCCAGACGUGAGAGAUGACAUGGAAAUGAUGCUCAACAAAAUCGUUCCAGAAGGAAUGCCUUACAGACAUAGCUGUGAAGGUCCAGAUGAUAUGCCUGCCCAUGUGAAAGCUUGUUUUCUGGGCUCAUCCCUGAGUAUUCCAAUCACAGACGGGAAGUUGGCAUUAGGGACGUGGCAAGGCGUCUGGCUCUGCGAGCAUCGUGAUCACGCUGGUAGCCGUAAGUUGGUGAUUACGUUAACCGGUUGCUUGAGAGACUCGGCACGAAGCCCCUUGAGCCCUGUUAGUCCAAUCGCCUCUACUAGCAGCUAGGACCACUCUCACCGCCGACGAAGUAGCAAUCUCCAGCUGCGCAUCUCCACAUCUAGCGAUUCGAGCUAGCAGCCGCCUAACUUUAGCUGAACCCUAAGAGUACGACAUGCUAAGAAAAAAUGGAUACCCAAGUAAUGAUGUAAAGCAGAUUGUAAUUAGGAUUCCAUGUUGUAAGGACAAAUUGGGAGUGCACUAUUAGUGUUUCCAAAACUAUUACAUUCAGGGCAUUGAAUAUGUAGAAAUUUGUGAUAUUGAUAUUGAUUAUUUGAAUGAUAUAAAUAUACAAUUGCGUUCUAUUGUUAGCCUUAACCCACUUUGCUGAAUUGUUAAUUUGGAUGAUGGAUAGUUUCCGAUUGUUCGAAUAGAUACAUCUGGUAUAUGUACGGAAAGUUCAAUUACUCCAUAUAGAUUUGUAUCCAACAUUCUUGCUUCGUACUCUUAGUUACAACACUCAUCGGUUACGUUCUGGUAUAAUGUGUCCAAUGUAAAUAUAUAUCGUGUAACGGGAAUUCAGUUGCUCUCCACAGGCCAGCAUUAUUCUCGAAAUUAUGUUCUGUCGUAUAUACUUUUAAUGUAAUAGUCACAUAAAUUGGUAAGCUGAUCAAUCUGCUUUAAUCUGCGCAUGAACUUGAGAUGAAUCAAAUAUUUGUCAUCAGCUCUUCUGGAGAUGCUGAUUUAUUGAAAGCAAUGGAGUCGGUAAUACGACAAGCUGAGGGAAGAAAGAACCAUUAGUAUUGGUACCCUAAACUUUAAAAAGGGUGCUUUCGUUUUAUACGGUAUGAGCGGCAAUUGCGUUGUAAAUAGAUUCUGUUAAAGCCGUAAUAAUUUAAAAAUAACGAAUUUCUAGGAUGCUCGGGCUUGGAUGAAAAUCAGUAAAUGUAAAAUCGAUGCUGUUCGUGUUUGGGGCGUUAAAAAUUAUGUACGCCAAUUCUACUUAGAGGCUGAUUUCGAAGGCCUUACUACACAAAAAUCCUUGCUGGUGUAACACUCCAAUAUAAGUAGAUUGUCUUUCUCAGCUGGUCGUAAUUUUUCUGGGGACGAUUACCUAAGAAAAUUAUGUUAUUUACGCUAAAAUAACCCACAGCUGUGAUUAGUCGAUUUGCCCAGAUUUGAUUUAUUGCGUACGUAGUUUCAUUUGAAAACAUCGAGAGAACGUGUCCAGAUAUGUGUGUAUGUGAACAUUCGGAAAGGAUAUAAAAAACUCUCGAGAUUGUGAAUUUCCCAAAUUGAUCCACCAGAAACAAUGUUACUGUAAUCGACUUUAUAAAUAAAUUGACAAUUUCGCGUA